ACGGGCGACCCGAACCCGUUCCUCGGUCCGCCAGGAGUACGCCUGCUCCUUGCGCUACGAGGCUUCGUCGGCUUCUUCGGGCUGUACACCAACUACGCUGCCCUGCAGUACCUCGCCAUGAGCGACGCCUCGACGCUCUUCUUCCUGUCGCCUAUCCUCGUCGGCAUCCUCGGCUGGGUCCUCCUGCGCGAGCCCUACUCGCGCCUCGAGGCCCUCGUCGGCCUCGCGUCCCUGUCCGGCACCGUCUUUAUCGCCAAGCCGACGUUCCUCUUCCCGUCGCGGACCCUCACCGAGGACAUCCCGGGCCACAAGGUGACGGCCGAGCAGCGCAGCUUUGCCAUCUGCCUCGUCCUCGCCGGGUGCUUCACGUCGUCGCUCGUCGCCAUCAUCAUUCGGUUCAUCGGCACCCGUGCGAGCCCGUUGCACAGCAUAUCGUACUUCUGUAUCUACUCGGUCCUCGUCAGCGCCCUGUACCCGUUCGUUUUCGACGCGCCGCCCGUCUUCAGCCUCUCGCCGCGCUUCUUCGGCCUCCUCCUCCCGAUCGGCGUCCUCGGGUUCGCCGCCCAGGCCUUGACGACACGCGGCCUCGUACUCGAAAAGGCCGGCCGAGGCGCCCUCGCGUCCUAUUCCGGCCUCCUGUUCACCCUCGCGAUCGAGCGCAUCGCGUUCAACAAGACGCCCGACGCGUGGUCCCUCCUCGGCGCGCUCAUCAUCGUCCUCGGCGCCGCGCGCGUCGCCCUCGAGCGCAAGGGCGGCUCGGCGGCCGCAUCGAGUGCGGGUGCGGGUGUGGGUGCGGGCGUCGACGCGGCGGCGGCAGGCGGCGAGGGGACGGAGCUCGCGAGGGCCCAGGUGAGCAGCGCGAGGGACGGGUACGAGCGGCUUGCGGCGGUCGAGCUCGGGCUGCAGAGGGGGCGCAGCAGGUCCAAGGCGGGAGGGGACGAGCUCGGGCUCGAGGAGGACGGGUGGGAGCGCGCGAGGGACCGAAAGGGGAGCGGUGGAGCUGGCGCGGCGAGGUGA
Molecule: messenger RNA, 1017 nt
Organism: Rhodotorula graminis WP1
Lineage: Eukaryota; Fungi; Basidiomycota; Microbotryomycetes; Sporidiobolales; Sporidiobolaceae
Exons: 4
Cellular component (GO): membrane
Source: RefSeq, a predicted model, not a curated record